AUGUCCACUACCCCACCUAAGCAAAUCCUUCGACCUGGGUCUAAGCUCGCAGCACUUAAGUCUGUUCCUGAACCUUCAUACUUCAUGUGUGACCGAUCCUGGCAUCGGUUCUACGGCGUUCUAAGCUUGCUCAACAUAAAACGGCCGGAAUGUGACAACAACAAGAGGCUGAACUAUGACAUCAAAAUUGAGUAUGGCCAAUCCCCCGAGAAUCUUUUCAAAAAAGUUCAGCGUGUAGAGAUUGAAACCACUGGAGUCCAUCUGCUCCGGUUCUGUGAACUGGAAGGGCAAAAUACCGGGGAGGAACAACUAGCAGGCCAACGACAUAUUCGCUCAUCGGUACCAAUGCCGGCUGAGGUGCCCUCCUAUCUGGCGGUCAUACUGCCCAAUCCGAUCAUUCGAUUCAAAUCGAAGCAUUGUUUUCACGACAAUGAUGGGAGUCUCGAAGUCUACGGCGAGUCUAUAGGCUCUGUAGUUAAUGUUCUUGAUUGUAAAACCUUGGCUACUGAAUGGUCGAACGGAGCUGAUCUUGCUUUUGUCCUCAAUGAACUUCACUAUCUUUACAGUAUUGGGAGUUUUUGUACGCAGAAUAUGGACUUGGAGACGACUCUAAUGGCAACCAUAGACGUGCUGAACCGGCAUCUCUAUGAUGAAAUGAGCCCGGGUCACGAUAAUGCAUCGCGCAAGAAGGUGCGAAGCUUUGUAUCAUGGCUUUGUGACCAAAAAAGACAGAAUCCGAGGAUUGUUCCCGAGAUCGAACGCAACACUCUUCGCCUGGCGGCUCAGGUCAGCGAGAAUUUGAAUGACAUCUUUCGGAAACCCAACGCCCGGAAACCUCCAGUCUUGUACAUAACAGAUAAAGGGGACAUUGGGCUUGGGACCAGCGCCACUACAAAAGGGGACCAGGUGUGUGCUAUAUACGGCGUGCCCAACUUUAUGAUUCUCCGGCCAGACAGCGGACUUCGUUGCCGUGUUGUGGGACCAACUUGCGUCAGCAGUCAGAAGCUUGCAGAAGCCAUUUUAGGCCGUUGGCCUGAUGGGCAUGACAAUACCUGGGUGGUCUAUGAUCCUAAGAAAAAGCUGAAUGUGCUGAAAAGGGAUGGAGAUACUGUUAUUGACACUCGACUGUCUGGUUUCAGUGACACCCCCGACUUUCAACCCUGGGAGUUUGACAUCGACACCAACCGGUCUUCUUUAGCAAAGAAGUUAAGGGACAACCGUCGAUCAUUCUUAUUGACUUGA
This is a messenger RNA of Clonostachys solani, 1242 nucleotides long. The record is from the annotation of a GenBank genome assembly. Lineage: Eukaryota; Fungi; Ascomycota; Sordariomycetes; Hypocreales; Bionectriaceae.